AAACCGAAGGUUUCUUUCUCAUUUCAUUUUCCCGGUCCCGUCCAGCUAUAUAACAUACAUAACCAAAGUACAAUUAUUGUUCAAAACUGAAAAUGUCGGUGCAAACACUGCUUUUAGAUUUUUCUAUUGACCCGGCCCGCUUGGGUGAUGAAAGCGGGCAAAAAACCGUAUUCGGCCAAUUGGAAACAGUGCUGAAAGAUUACAUCCCAAAUCUUAUUUUAGCCGCUGAAAUUAAAGUAGAAGGAGGUUCCCUGAAGUUGUUAACUGGUAAGAAGGGGUCUACAGUGGCUGUUAGAUUGUUUGACAGAGGCCUCGUGACUGUCAACAUUGAAUAUUACAAGGAAGAUAAUGAGGAACCCUUAAUAAACUUCAAGUCGGCGAGGGUAUUGGAAAGUCAGCUGAAAAAAUACAUCAGUGUCAUAAAAUCUCAGGCUUACCCUCCUCUAAAACGAUGCCUGUUUGGCAAGUAUUACCCCACUUCAGACGAGCGAUUGUUGGAGUACGACAUCGAUGGUGUACUAUUCGACGAGCAGUCGCCCUUUCAAAGAGUGCAGAUUGUUCACUCCAAGACACUUGGCAAUAUGCUCGUGUUGGACGACUUGCAGAAUAUAUCGGAAGCUGAUCUCGUGUACACGGAGACACUGAUGCAGAGAGGGAAAGAGAACUACGAAGGGAAAGAAAUUGUCAUUUUGGGUGGUGGAGACGGUGCCUUACUGUACGAGCUGCUGAAAGAGAAGCCAAAGUUCGUGUGGAUGUUGGAGAUCGACGAGACUGUGAUGACCGCGUGCAAUAAAUACUUGCGCCCCAUCUGCGGGGAUGUGCUGGAGCGACGAAAGGGACCUAACUAUGAGAUAAUCGUAGAAGACUGCAUGUUGACUGUGAACAAGUUGAUAAAGGAAGGCAAGAAGGUGGACUAUAUCUUCGGCGACCUCACGGACAUCCCCAUAUCGGAGUCAGCUUGCGGGGAGCUCUGGGAGUUUAUGAUCACCAUCCUGCAGAGCGCCUUCAAGAUUCUCAAGCCUAACGGGAAAUUCAUGACUCAUGGAAACGGUGCUACUUCGCCUAAAUCCCUGGAGCUGUAUGAGCAGGAGUUGAAGAAGCUGAAACCGCCGGUGAAGUACAGCAAGAGCAAGGCCUUCGUCCCCUCCUUCCUCGAAGACUGGAUCUUCUACCAAAUAUCCUUCAAGACCACCGACAACGGAGAUGCUUAACACCCCAUUACCAAAGACACCAGUUCCUUUAUAUACACUCUACUAAGUCAUAAUGCCAUUUGUUUAGGUUGUAAGGUAAUUGACGCCGCCGCUUGGGAGAAUUCCCGCUCAUUGGUGAACCGGUUUCAUCCGGUUUUAGAGGCUAUUAACAUUCAGUAUUACUUACCAAUGGACAGUCAAUCGUCUAGAAACUUCUGGAACAAUCGGGAUUCCAGGCGGCGUUUUCAAAUUACGAAUCUAUGGGUGCAAUUUACGUUAGAACGGUCAUUGAACCCUUCGACCAAUGAUCACGACGUAUUAUACGAUAAAUGUGAUUUGUGUAAGUGCAACAGAGCCAUCGCAAACCCAGCUUUAUAUUACUAUGAUAUAAAAGCAAAUCUAGCUUGCAUUUUAAUAAUAGGUUGUAAGGACAAAUGUAGUUUUACUACAACUUCGACAUUACUUGAUAUAGUUGAGAGUUUACUGUUAGACCUCAUAUUGAUAACUCGUGCUUGUUCCUUUAAUUGUUUUAUGGAUAAUAAAAAUAUUUUAAAGCGAAA
Pectinophora gossypiella (pink bollworm) is the source of this 1750-nucleotide messenger RNA. RefSeq names its product spermine synthase (gene Sms). Bases 93 to 1211 code for a protein of 372 amino acids. Gene Ontology annotation, molecular function: spermine synthase activity. The record is from RefSeq and is a predicted model, not a curated record. Gene Ontology annotation, biological process: spermine biosynthetic process. The transcript is spliced from 7 exons. Lineage: Eukaryota; Metazoa; Arthropoda; Insecta; Lepidoptera; Gelechiidae.